AUGGAAACUCCCGUACUAGACUUGCAAAUCUGUAAGACUAUCGAUGCGGGGGACAACGACGACAAGUCGGUUGAGCUCACGUCGAUUGGUGCAGACCUUGCGCCAUCAGGAUCAGCAGGCAUAUUCAUCGCAAGUUGUCCGAGCAGGGCACGGGGAAUCUGCACAGUUCAAGGUUCGGUGCCGCUCUCACCCGGAGAAAGCUUCAAGCUCCGAGUUUUGAAUCUGGGAACGCUUGGCGAGAUUGGAAUUGGCUUAUGUGCACUGGGCGAGGCGCAGAAACAGAGCAUCACCCGCGACAUGGUGGGAUGGUCCCGCGGGGAGGUCGGGUUUCAUGGCGAUCACGGCCGGUCCUUCGUCAACGGCCACGGUGAUCAAAAUCAGCGCAGUCGUCCAUGGUCGGUCGGCCAUGAAAUUGAGUGUGGACUGACCGCUGGUGCGAAUGUGUACUUCAAGCAUUCCGGAGAGCAGUUCGAGCAGAUCCUUGAAAUGCCGGGCCGUUGGCAGAUUUCCUUGGCGUACCCGACGGUGACCAUGCGCUCCAGCGGGUCCAGCGUGGAGAUCGACCUGCGAGGAGUCGAAGACAAGCCACUUAAGGAUUUGCUGCCACACAGCGGUCCGGACUCGAGCAUGAGAAAGGGUGAGACUUCAGCUCAGCUAAGAUCGGCAUCCUCAGCGCUGACCUUGCUGACGCUCUUCAAGAGGACGGUCAUCGCUGAGGAAGAGUGCCAGGAGGGACCUGGCGUCACCACGUUGGAGCGCUGGCUUGCACCUUGGUGUUGCCAAAGCAUUGAGGUCGACCAGGCACCAACUACCAUUGCAGCGUAA
Messenger RNA from Symbiodinium natans, 825 nucleotides. The record is from the annotation of a GenBank genome assembly. Lineage: Eukaryota; Dinophyceae; Suessiales; Symbiodiniaceae.